AUGGAAGCUUGUCACUCUUCCCAGCAAUCCAAUGUCACUUCAUAUGGGGUCAUGGCUUUGGCCAUCAUGUCCCUGGAGGUGUUUGCUGGCAUGUGGAUAAAUGCUUUCAUCAUUUGUGUGCUUUGCAUUACCUGGGUGAAAAAGAAAACCCUGAACUCUAAUGAGAAGAUCUUGCUGCUGCUGGGAUGCUCCAGGUUUUGCUAUUUAUGCAUCACAUGGGUAUAUAAAUUCCUUUCAUUUAUUUAUCCCAAUUGCCUUUAUGUUCAACCCACAUUUCAAGGAAUUAUAUUUCUUCAAAGUUUUUUUACUUGUUCCAACUUGUGGGUUUCAGCCUGCCUUUCUGUUUUUUAUUGUAUAAAGAUUGCCAAUUUCAGGAACCGGUUCUUCAUCUACCUGAAAGUAAAAACAGACCGGAUUGUACCCCGGCUUUUGUUGGCAUCAUUGCUCUCAGCCUUGGUUAUCAGCAUCAUUGCCUGUGACUUGGCUGUUACAAGGCUCAGGAACAGCCACAAUUCCACCGGGCAAGGAAAUUCUUCAAAACUAAGUGGCGAAAUGGAUGAAAUUUUUUUCCAGACAUACUUAAUCUAUGGCUUUGGAUUUGCCAUUUCUUUCACAGCAGUCAUCUGUUCUACCCUUCUCCUUCUCUUUUCUCUUUGGAGACACAAAUGCAAGAUGCAGAAAAACUCCAUGAACAGCCUCAGCGUGGAUGCCCACAUCAAAGCAAUGAAAUCUAUUCUCUCCUUUUUUAUAAUAUAUAGUAUGAACUUUAUGUUUUUGAUCCUGUCACGAAAUAAGUCAACAAAUGGAGGAAAUUAUGUAAUGUUUCUUAGUUUAAUAUUUCUGUGUGCUUUUCCAAGUGUUCAUUCCCUUAUUCUGAUUUUCAGCAAUCCCAAGAUGGAAAAGACGCUGAUAAAGAUUCUAUGCUGUGUGAAGUGCAAGCUUUGCAUAAGGUAGAAACUAUAACAUAUGGUGGAGCCCACACAAAAUCUUGAUAUUUCACUAUAAGACAAAAGUCAGUUUAUCUUUAAUGCAACUCUCUGGGCAGUGUAGAUGAUACAGAUGUUCUC
Taeniopygia guttata (zebra finch) is the source of this 1067-nucleotide messenger RNA. RefSeq names its product taste receptor type 2 member 9-like. Gene Ontology annotation, cellular component: membrane. Gene Ontology annotation, biological process: G protein-coupled receptor signaling pathway; detection of chemical stimulus involved in sensory perception of bitter taste; sensory perception of taste. The record is from RefSeq and is a predicted model, not a curated record. Gene Ontology annotation, molecular function: bitter taste receptor activity; G protein-coupled receptor activity. NCBI's taxonomy places the organism in Eukaryota, Metazoa, Chordata, Aves, Passeriformes, Estrildidae.